AAGCAGUAGUAACAGCACUGAAAUCGUUUGAGUGAUAUCACACUUUACUGCGAGCAGUGCAAAUCAAGACGCCAUAGAGUUGGUAUCGGUGCUCUGUAAAUAAGUUGUCGUAGAAUAUAUUUCAACAACAGGUGAUUUACGUGACGAUUUUUUUUGCAGAGAAGCUGCAACAUGUCCGAAUCUGAAACUAACGCUGAACAACCACCUACCGGUGAUCAGCCGCCUACAAAAGAGGUUGAAAACUUGAAACUUGAAAAUGGAGCCGGCGAUUCACCAAAAUCUCCAGUACCCCCAAGUAGUGGAAAUGUCACUUUUGAAGAAAAUUUUAAGACUUUUGCUAAAUUCGGCGAUCCAAAGUCGGACGGCAAACUUAUAACUCUCUCAAAUAGUGAUAAAUGGAUGAAACAAGCCAAAGUUAUAGAUGGCAAAAAAAUUACUACCACAGAUACGGGCAUAUAUUUCAAAAAACUUAAAUCACAAAAAAUAAAUAUUACUAACUAUAAAUCUUUUCUGGAAGAUCUUGCCAAGAAUAAGAAAAUUGAAGUAGAGGAAAUUAAAAACAAGAUGGCGAAUUGUGGACAACCCGGACAUCAUGGAGUUGGGGCAGUCAAAACUCCAAGCACUGUAGAUCGACUUACAGACACAUCAAAGUAUACAGGUACUCACAAACAACGUUUUGAUGACAGUGGAAAAGGUAAAGGUAUAUCUGGAAGAAAAGAUGUCGUCGAUGCUUCAGGAUACGUUAGCGGAUAUCAAAAUAAAGACACCUUUGCAAAAAAAGAUUAAAAGUGUACUAAAAUAUUAUAAUUUUUGUAACAACUUCAUACAGAAUUACGCUAAAAAGAUCAAUAUUUCAGAUAUAUACAUUAUAUAGAUACCUAUUUAUUCGAUGUAGCGGGGUGGGUCAUCCCAGAAAUGUUUGUAAUUUUUUACAAAACAAAUAAAGUCAAAAAAAGUUACACUGACGCCACCUUAAAUUUUACAAGAAUCGCACUAAAAUUUGUAAGUCAUUUUUCACUUAAAGUGUUUUAAAAAAUCUAUAUUCUAUAUAUGUUUUGGAUAACUUUUUUUUAUAAGUAGGUACACAUCACUACAUGUUAAUUUGCUAGAAAAAAUCCUGACAGUUUCUCAGUGAAUUUUUUUCUUGAUUAACAACAACACAAUUGACACAAAUGGCUCUAAAUUUGUCAGUUAAUCAUAAAAGGUGCUGACAGAGAGUACAAACCAUUGCAAAUAAACGUCUUCCUUAAGUCGUCUAUGUUUUCAUAAUUUUAUUCUCAAGAUUUUUUUUUUGUAUCAAUUCCGUCGAAAUUUCGUGAAAAAUCUUCAAAGGAAAAUAAAUAUAUUUCACAAAUCUGAUGUUAAAAUUUUUGUUACAUUAUUAUUCAUUACUAUUGUAUUAAAAUGCAACUACAAAACGUGGAAUAAUUUUGAAAGGUGGUUAAGUAAGCAAUAACUACCUGGGUAAAAAGGAGUUUAUAUAUUUUUAAGAACACUAACCCCAAGAAAACAGUAACUGCUUUAUGUAAACCGAAUUGCAAGCACGAUGAGUUUUGUUAUGAUAUCUUGCAGUGGUGAUGGAAAGGGUUUUAUUAGGACAACUCUUUGUGUUCAAUCCCAGGUCGACCAAUUUCAUUUAGAAAAUAUCUUAUGAGAUACGUAAAUGUAGCCUUAAGUGGUAUUUGGCCAUAAAGUUAUUCUUCUUUUACAAUUUUUUUAAGUUCAUUUGAUAAGGGCAGCUCGUAUUUUUACUUUCUGCAACUAUUCUUUGCAUUAAACGAUUCUCUAAAUUCAAUUUAAUUACAAAAAAUGUCAUGGAGAUAAGAAUUACAUAGCAAAAUUGUGAUAUAAAUAUAUAUUAAUAUAUAUAAUAUAGAUUUGUGUUUUUUCAGUAAGCUGUUAUACCUUAAUCUUAAUUUGAAACGUUACAUCUUAAUGAAAACAUGAUGGUAAAGGUAUUCAUUUGUAUACAAAAUAUAUGUAAGAAUGCAAGCUACCCAAGUAAGUGUAAAGUGUUAUGAUUACAUAGCAAGUAGUACAUACCUACAUAUUUUUUUGAAGUUUUUAAAAUGUAUAGCACUAGAACGUAUUUAUUAAACACGUUGUAUUUCAAAAAUGCAUCUUGUCCAAUGUUUUUACUACUAAAUAUUUAUUGUAAAAGUGUUGCUUUAUGUUAUAGGAACAGUAAUUAUUUUGUUACAAUGGUAUUUUGUUGAGUAUUAAAAGUCUAAAAUAUG
Zophobas morio is the source of this 2237-nucleotide messenger RNA. It is a transcript of the gene ringer, whose product is annotated as ringmaker. The transcript has 3 exons. Gene Ontology annotation, biological process: microtubule polymerization; positive regulation of protein polymerization; microtubule bundle formation. Bases 172 to 786 code for a protein of 204 amino acids. Lineage: Eukaryota; Metazoa; Arthropoda; Insecta; Coleoptera; Tenebrionidae. The record is from RefSeq and is a predicted model, not a curated record. Gene Ontology annotation, molecular function: tubulin binding. Gene Ontology annotation, cellular component: microtubule.